GAUUAUCAAGCUAAUGACCCGAGAGGCCGAGAGACCUAUUUGGUGGUCAGAACAAUGUAAUCAUAAGCCGAACCACCUCAAUUUAGAUCCUUAAUGAAUCACACUAGUUCUCACUAGGAAAUCGCUUUCCAAACUCGUCACCUUUCCUUUUCCUCCGCCAUAACAGUGGCUGAUCUCCUCCACUUUCCGCCAUUAAUGAACGAACUUCAAUGAAAAUGCAUCUAAAAAACUCCACAACUCUCUUCACAUCUCUAAUCUUCUCAACUCUCAUCCUUCUUUACCUUUACUCUUCUCUCCUCUCUUUCUCCUCUCCCAAACAACUCCCAAUUCCCCAUUCUAAACCCGAAUCCGAACAAAAAACCCACUUUUCUUCUCUAAAUCAAUGCAAUUUCUUCAAGGGGAGAUGGGUAUCCGACCCGAAUCGAAAACCCAUGUAUGAUGAAACUUGCCCAUUUCACAGAAACGCCUGGAAUUGCUUGAGAAAUAGGAGAGAGAAAAUGGGUAUGAUUAAUUCUUGGAAAUGGGUGCCUGAUAAUUGCAGUUUGAAUCAGAUUGAUCCAUUAGGGUUUCUGGGUAUGAUGAGAAAUAAGAAUAUUGGGUUUAUUGGGGAUUCUUUGAAUGAGAAUUUCUUGGUUGCUUUUUUGUGUAUUUUGAGGGUUGCUGAUAAUGGUGCUAAGAAGUGGAAAAAGAAGGGUGCUUGGAGAGGUGCUUAUUUCCCUAUGUUUAAUGUCACUGUUGCUUAUCAUCGUGCUGUUUUGCUUGCUAAAUACCAGUGGCAGCCAAAAGAGUCUGACCAGGAUGGAAUAAAAGGCAUAUAUAGAGUGGACAUUGAUGUUCCUGCUGAUGAAUGGGUUCAGAUCACCAAAUUUUAUGAUGUCCUCGUCUUUAACACUGGCCAUUGGUGGGGCCCUCAUAAAUUCCCAAAAGAGACGCCUCUUGUGUUCUAUCAAAAUGGAAAGCCUAUUCUUCCCUCCCUUGAUUUUCAGGAUGGGCUUAAAGUUGUCUUGAAAAGUAUGAUAUCGUACAUAGAAAAGGAAGUUCCUAACACUAAGCUCAAACUUUGGCGGAUGCAAUCACCAAGGCACUUUUUUGGUGGAGAGUGGAAUCAGAAUGGCAGUUGCUUGUUUGAUGAACCCCUUGAAGAACCUCAGCUUGAUUUGUGGUUUGAUCCUGUCAACAAUGGAGUCAACAAAGAAGCAAGGGAGCUUAAUCAAGUGAUUGAUGAGGCAUUACAAGGAAGCAACAUCCAAAAGCUCGACUUGAGUCAUCUGAGUGAGUACCGAGCAGAUGCUCAUCCAGCAAUAUGGCUUGGAAAGAAGGAUGCUGUUGCAGUUUGGGGCCAAGAUUGCAUGCAUUGGUGCCUUCCUGGUCUUCCAGAUACUUGGGUUGAUAUAUUAUCAGAAUUGAUUCGCUACAAUUUUGGGGACUGAGUAGUCAAUUUGACUAGAAUUUGAACCAUAUUUGCAAGAUAAGAUAUCAGAAAUCCCAUUUUCUUCAUUUUCUUAUGAUCUGAAAGGGGAUUUGCUGUUCAAGACUAGUUAGACAACUUCCCGUGAAUUGUGUUGAACUCCGAUGCUUUCAAUCUCAGGCAAGUUGGGUCACUGAACAGGUUUUGAUUACGUUGUGGACCAGUUUCAUCUGAUUGUGAAAACUCAACAGUCGAUUUCAUCUGCUGAAGUUUAAUAUGUUGGGCUAAAAGGCUUCGUUAUUCAUUUCAGAUUUCACAUAUUCACACAACUGUUCUACAGAAGAUUAGGUUAAGUUUGCUGGACGACCUUGGCUAUGCUGUUGCAAGAGACCUUAUAGCUGUAAAGCCUGUAAGGCUGUAAUAGAACAUAGGUCCUAGAUGAUUUAUAGGCCUAAUUCAUUCAUUUAUACAUAUGUUAGUAAUAUUACCCUGAAAAUGUAGAGGAUUUCUUUUUCAGUUUGUUCCAAUUUGUUUAAAGCUAAAUUUCUGUAGGCAACAACAAUACAAUAUUGUAAUGAAUUGGUGAGACUUCAGAAACUUCUAACGUUA
Chenopodium quinoa (quinoa) is the source of this 2017-nucleotide messenger RNA. RefSeq names its product protein trichome birefringence-like 12. Gene Ontology annotation, molecular function: O-acetyltransferase activity. Bases 210 to 1430 code for a protein of 406 amino acids. The transcript has 4 exons. The record is from RefSeq and is a predicted model, not a curated record. NCBI's taxonomy places the organism in Eukaryota, Viridiplantae, Streptophyta, Magnoliopsida, Caryophyllales, Amaranthaceae. Gene Ontology annotation, cellular component: Golgi apparatus.